AUAUUUUUGUUAUCUUGUUUUAGUUAUGUUAUCAAAUCAUUUAUUUAGUUAUGGUAUUAGACUAUUAGUACUAUUCCACAAUGAGUCGUAAAACAAAAUCAUCAUUUGGUCGUGAUUCUCUACAAUCUCGCAGUUCAAUAACUGGUGCAAGUGCAUCAAAACUACCAAGAAGCACACCGUUACCUCAUUCCUCAAGGAAGGUUCUUCCACCCCAUUCCAGCAUCAAAUCAUCAUCGAAAAGAUCUUCCUACUUCGGUGGAUCGGAUCAUCAUGUUGUCAAAGAUACUCGACCUUUGAAUGACAAACCAUACAUGAGGAGAUGUAUUAAUGAGAUUGUUAAUUUUAUUAAAGACCACGGCUACCCGCACCCUAUAACAGCAAAACUAAUGAGUCCACCCACAAAUAAAGAAUAUUUUCGAAUUGUUGAAUUUGUUUAUGGACUUGCCUCACCGGGAUAUAAGAUGAUUGUUCGGCCAGAAGAAGAAAUGUUCAAGCUACUCUCCGAUCAUAACUAUCCAUUCAGUGUGUCAAAAAGUACGUUGAGUAACGUUGGGGCAAUGAGUGCGUGGCCAAAUGCAUUAGGAGCUCUGGAUUGGUUAGUUGACCUGGUCAAGUAUAUGAAAUCCUUGGAGGACGGUGAAAUUGAAUUGGAUGAAAUAUGCUUCGCUGGUGACAAAAAACAAAAGAUGCAUCAUGAAUAUCUUCAAGCCACCUAUAUCGCAUUCAUGCGGGGAGAGAAUGCUCCUUUUACUGAGAUUGACAACGCUUUGAAAGACCAAAUUGCGGAGAAGAACAAGGGUAUGGUUGCUGAAGUUGCAGACUUGAAACUCAAAUUAAAACAUCAGCAUGUGGAAAUAGAAGAACAGAUGAAGCAGAAGCUUCAAGAAACGAAUAUGGAAGAAAAAUAUUUGACAAAUCAAAAGCUAAAAAAAGAUCUCGAAGUUUAUUUUGAACAAUUGGAUAAAUAUUGUGAAUCUGUUCAAAAUAAAUGCACAGCAAUGCAACAGAAAAUAGAAGAAAUGGAGAAUCAAGCUACUCAAAUGGAAAUGGCGAAUAAAGAAAUUCAAUCUGUUGUAGUUGGCCAGGAACUCAGUGUCGAAGAUGUCCAACAUAUGAAUAUUGAGCUCAAUCAAUUAGACGGCUCAGUAAAAUCAAUGGAAACGAGAUGUAAACAGUUGCAGGAUCAAUAUUAUGAGAAACAAAUUGAACAAUCAAAGAUGAUUGAUAAAAUCAAUUCUCAAAUCGUGGAAUACACAGAAGCAUGUAGAGAACUGGAACUCAUACCAGAGACUGCUGCUAAUGCUAACGGCAUUGAUUAUAGUCUCAGUACAGAUCGUUCUAAGAUUGAUAAAAACGUUGACAAUUUGGUUGCUGUUAUUAGACCCAAAUUGAUUGCUAUGAAAGGUUCGUUUCUGAAGGAUGUUGGCAGAUUACAGCAGGAAAGACAUCAUAAUGCUACUAUCAUAGAACAGUUGAAAGAACAGAUUAUGGAUCAGAAACGAUCAAAAGAAAAUGUUUCGCAACAACUCGAAAAAUUAAAGGAUGAAGAAGAACAACAAAAGAUUGAUUUUGACAAAGCAGAGGAGGAACAAAGAAAAGAUCUUGAAAGGUUAAAGGAAGAUAUUCAGAGUUUGAAAACAAUGAACUCACUCUCACUUGAAGAUGUUAAAGCUCAAGUUAAGAUUGAGAGAGAGAAAUUAAGAACCACUGAACUGAGAAACGAGAAAGAAGAAGAUGAAAUGGAUGAAUCACUGAUAAGAAUUUCUGAAAUGUGUUUGUCGCAAAAAUCAAAAAUUGAUGAAAUAGUAAAAACGUUUUACAGUGAUAUCAGAAAGACCAACGAGAAAUUUCUCCCAUUAUUUGACGAUUUGAGACAGAAGAAUGAAAGUUUAAAAGCAAAAGUGGAAUCGUUGGCUGCUCAAUUCAAACAAAUAAUAAAUAAAUGAAUUCUCAAGACAUCUUGUAUUGUUGAGAAGCUUGAAAUUUGACUUGGUUUCACCGACAGAUAUUAUAUUGGCUAGCUUCGUGCAGAGAAGUCUGCCUUUCGGGCGAUACUGAGUCAAAAUUACAGGGUGUUCAUAAAAAAAAAUUUAUAAUUACAAUCUUGUUAUGAAGACAGUUCUCAGUAUAUCUUAACCAGGUUUGUUGUUUUUUAAUCAGUUAUUGUAUACUUAACUCAUUUAAUACAUCUGUGACGACCAAAACAAUAUAGGGUAUCAAUAAAAUCCAUUUGCAAUUUUGAAAGUUUUCGAGACUUUAUGGACUCCUAUAUAUUUGAUCAUAUCUGAUUACUCCAUCCUGCCGUGCUAAAGCACUACCUGAUUGGUUGUGGUUGAAUAGUUAAAAAAGUAGGUUUUUGAAUAAGUGCCUUCUAUGGACAAUUGUGUAUCAGACUAUUAUUAAAAACUUGAUUGCAAUAUCUUUUGAAAAAAGUCGAUUUUGACCUAGUCAUAGACCUCUCAGUGCCUUGGUUGGUCAUAAUUAAGGAGAUUCUUUUUUGCGAAAUAAUGUGGCUCAAUCAUAUUUAUGGGAAUUCCACUUCUAUGUCUCAUCUUCAUACCUUCCUUCACUGACGAUUUUCAUGAUAAUAAUAACACACUGCCUUAUUACUUACUGUUUAGUAACAUUUCUUUUUGAAAAUAAAAUUUUUCGUUAUUUUGUAAAUGCCGGUGAUUUUGUUUUUCUUUGCAUAUUGGUAUGUAAAUAAAACGUCACUGAAUUCUUGCA
Styela clava is the source of this 2727-nucleotide messenger RNA. RefSeq names its product kinetochore protein NDC80 homolog. Gene Ontology annotation, biological process: attachment of mitotic spindle microtubules to kinetochore. The record is from RefSeq and is a predicted model, not a curated record. Gene Ontology annotation, cellular component: Ndc80 complex. NCBI's taxonomy places the organism in Eukaryota, Metazoa, Chordata, Ascidiacea, Stolidobranchia, Styelidae.